AUGAAUGUAUUUGACAACUCACUGUUCCUGUCUGCACAGGAUCCCAGUGGAAACUGGAGCUGGGAGAGCUCUUCCUGCUUGGUGGAGGCUUCCCAGGAACGUGAGGGAUUUACCAAUCGCCACCUUUCACUCCCUGUCCCUUGCUGUGUCCCACUGAAGGCCAUGUUCAGUGGUAAACUGCAGACGGGUUUGCUGGUGACCUGCUACUUUGUCUACCUGCUGGUGGGUGCAGCUGUGUUCCAGGCACUGGAGAGGACUGCUGAGAAGCAGGAGAAAAUAGCAGCUGCCCAGAUGAAGGAGACUUUUCUGCAGAGCUUUACCCACCUCACAGUGGCAGAGAUGGAGCAGUUUAUGAAGAACCUGACUGAAGCCAUUCAGAAUGGAGUAUACCCUGUUGGAAAUCAAUCACAGAUUGAAGACAGCAACUGGGAUUUCAGUAACUCCUUCUUCUUUGCAGGCACAGUCAUCUCCACAAUAGGUUAUGGCACACUACGUCCUAAAACUGCUGGGGGCCAGAUCUUCUGUGUCUUUUUUGCUCUGUUUGGAAUCCCUCUGAAUAUCGUUUUUCUGCACCGUGUUGGUAAGAUGCUCUCACUGCUGUGUAAAAAGCUGGGGAAAUUCCUGUACGAGAAAGGAAUGAGAAAGAAGAAGAUAAAAUUUCUGACCCUUUUGUUCUUCCUGGCAACGGGGAUCCUAGUUUUUCUGUGCUUGCCAUCCCUCUUCUUCCAGAUAACAGAGGGCUGGUCCUACAGCGAAGGAAUUUACUUUGCAUUUAUCACCCUCAGCACGAUUGGCUUUGGAGAUUAUGUAGUAGGUAAAAAGCCUGACAGGAAUUACUUUUCCUACUACCGAACACUGGUGGCCAUUUGGAUUCUUUUUGGCCUUGCCUGGAUUGCUCUCCUAUUUAAUUUAUUGACAACGGUACUGGAAGAUACUGAAAAAAUAAUUGUCAAGGAUCUUCAUCAAAUUGGAAAGGUGAGUAAGGACAAUGAAGCAAGCCAACAAAGAAGAUGCUGGCCUGCCCAAUUUAUUCCAGAAGAAGAACUACUACCACCACCUGCUGGAGGGGAUACACAGGAAAUGGAGUCAUUAGCAGCAGAUUCUGAACACACAAAAGAUGAAGAUGUUUUUUCACAUAGCAAAACUAUUGCCAUGACAUAUGAUAAUUGAAUUCUUCAUUGGAGAGUUGCUAGUGAAUUAUUCUAAAGAAAUUCCCGUGGAAAUAAAAUUUAUCCUACCUUUUGCUGAGAUACGUCCUUCCAGAACUCAAGGCUUACAGUUACACAAAGCCUGAAUAUUAAUGGUAUAUUAAUUUGCUCCUCAAAUUGCAGCUGGGUUGUGCUAACAACCUGAGAAGUGCACUAGUUUUGCAAGGCGUUUUUUAAGGUGCUUCCACAAAAAUGCAGAGGAGGACAUGGUAGAGCUUGCUGGUUCUAUUUGGAUUUUGCUGCUUGCAAUAAAUCAUAUCUCUUCCAGGAACUGGAUAAGUUAUUACAAUCUGAAAGACAUGUUUAAAGAACAAGACCUGGGCUCAGUUCAGAGAUACUAGAAGCAUCUAAUGAACAGGGUUAGAAAAAAUUUAGUGUGUUAGAAAGUAUUAAUUCUACCUCUUCCUGUUUUAUACUAAGAUGAAUAAAGGCAAUUUCACCUUUUA
Phalacrocorax carbo (great cormorant) is the source of this 1654-nucleotide messenger RNA. The record is from RefSeq and is a predicted model, not a curated record. NCBI's taxonomy places the organism in Eukaryota, Metazoa, Chordata, Aves, Suliformes, Phalacrocoracidae.